Molecule: messenger RNA, 692 nt
Organism: Misgurnus anguillicaudatus (oriental weatherfish)
Lineage: Eukaryota; Metazoa; Chordata; Actinopteri; Cypriniformes; Cobitidae
Source: RefSeq, a predicted model, not a curated record
GUAUUUAGAUGAAGGGGAGGAGUUAAUGACUACAUAAAAGAGGGAAAGAGCACACAUCGGUCCUAUCAAUCCUGCAGACUCUCUUGUCUGAGAUGGAGCGGAGAUGAUCCACUUGCAAGCAGUGAUCCAGCUGGCAAUGUACUGGAACAACUCCAGAACGCUGUCACUAGAUGACUGCCUACAAGAUGAGACAUCACGCUGCCGAAGGAUUGCUUUUGGCAUUUUGCCUAAUGCUUGCAUUUUAUUUUUUUUUUUGGAGGAGAGGAGGAAAACCUGUCUGCCAAGGGAUUUGGGCACUCGGGUCCACUGCCCUGUUUUAGUGGCUCCUGUGUGGUUUUCCUUUGAAAACCUCAUCAGUCCUCUGGAUGGGGUUCAGUGGACCUGCAGUGUACAGCGCCAGAUCUAUGAACUGCUGAUGAAGCAUCGAAAACUAGAAGCAACCUGAAGAAUCUACGCAACGAGAAGCAACUGAAGAACCUACACAACUCAAGAAAUGACACAGAAAGUCGACUAUUACCUAACCCUAUCCCUAUACCUUUUACCUAUGGUUGACUUCUGGUUGUCUGUUGCUUGGUUGGUAGGUCAUGGGGAUGGCCUGCUGUGAAAAACAACCUGUUUUUAUUUUUAUUUCCAAGGCUGCGCAACUUUCUGAAAAAAAAGACAAUAAAAAUGGAAAAACGUGGUACCUGAAA